AUGUUGCCAAAUAACGAGGUUCGCUUUCCCCGCCCGCGGGUUGCGCAGUCCGCUGUCCCGCGCGACAUCACCGCCGAGUUCACAGAAGCCGCCGCCAAGCUACACACCGGAAAGCUUGUCAAAGAUGAGCUCUUCACGUUAUUUGAGGCCGUGGGCGCAUUGGAGAUUAUGGACUCCAAAAUGGACAGUGGAUAUAUUGCCCCGGGGGAAAACCAUGCGCAGGCGCUGGAGGACGACUACGAUGUGCGGCGGGCGUUGACACCAGAAGAGGUCGUGGGCUUGAUGGAUCAGUUGCUCUGUCACGAGAUGGCGUGGCACAGGGGCCAUCCUCUUUCGCAAACACUUUUUACGUCGAUUUAUAUCGAUCGACUACUGUGGCCCGUCCCAAAAACAGCCGAGGACGCCCGGUUCGAUCGCCCACCCAGUGACUCGCCUCUAGUCAACCUCGUUCUAAGGGCAUACUGUUUGGCAUUGAUCAAGGCCUGUGAUUUGGUCCAUAUUCGAGUGACCUCUGAGUACUUUUAUGAGGAGGAAGAUUUUGUUUCGCAACUCUACAAUCGCAAUCUGCUGGCCAUGUUUGAUACAUCCCACUUCUACCGUCUGCUGGAUCAGGCAGUGGCUUGGGUUGAUGAAGAGAAAAGCAUCGACCAGAAGCUCCGGGAUGCCAUCCGAUGCCGGCUAUUGUUUCGGCGUGAGUUUUUGGCGGCACUGGACCAGGAUCUUGAUAUUCUCGAUACCAGGUCGACCGAAAAUUUUAAGUCAUGUGUAUCUCAUCUGGGUCCCCUGAAAAGCUCAGUGCCCUUGGGGAAGCCAUUGCCCGAAGCAUUCAGCAUGAAGAUCCAACGAAGACUCGCUAGCACUGUGCCACCUCGUCCGAUAGUGCAGCUCGGCCACGAUGACGCGCUGGCACACUUGGAACGGUUGUGCCAAGAUGCCAUUGACAUGGAACAAAUCCUCGAUUACCACGGGUCUAGUAACUUCAAGACUGCUGUAUGGACAUUGCUAUCUCGCAAGCCGCAGCCGUCUGUUUAUAUUCGAUGUCUCCUGCAAGCCUUGAUAGUCAGUGAAAUGACUAUUCUUGGUGCUGUUCCCGUCAAGCAGUUUCUUUUUGACGAUCUGGCCGAACUGGUGCUGCCUUCCAGUAUUUUGCUCGAGGCCAGCACGGACGAGGUGGAGCUUCCGUCUGAUCCUCGUUUCCAGAUUGCUCAAAAGAUGGACGAGUUUAAGAAACGAUUUGCGCAGCCUUUUGUGGAUACUGUGCGUUCUGCUUGUCUAAACCGAUGUCGUAUUCGUCGCACGAUUUGCCAUACCGUUGUGGACUGGGAUAAUCUCCAGAUGGAGGCCGAGGAUCUUGAUCUUCAAAUCCGCACGUUAAGCGCGGAACCACCGAUGCCGCUGCAGAACGGAGAGCAGACCUUUACGUAUCCGCUCAGUAGCUGGGCUUACCACCAGAAACUCAACCAGCUUCGGCUCAUCCUCCAAAUGGGAUUCGAGCUCUCAAUCUACGCGCCGGAGGAGCUUCCCGGCAUGUACUGGUACUUGUCUCAUAUAUGCUCCACGCAUCUUGGACACAUCGAUCGAAUCCGCACGUUCACCGUUGCGACGAGAAAGCGAGACAUCAUGUCCGCCAGCAAUCGCGCGGACAAUCUUGUUCCUAAAUCGGCCGCCUUCCACAAAUCCUUCCGGACCCUUGAACGACUGACCACUCAUCUUAUUGCGGUCGAUGCUUUUGCCAUUGCCUUGCAUGCACUGUAUGUGCUGCUGGCUCGUCACAAAGUACUGCCGUCUGCGUCAUCCCCCGAAGCAUAUUCGAGUGAGAAGCUACGGUACGAGCUACGCAUGAAACAUUUUCUUCCUAUCUCCUUGCCGGAACUGGUCCCGUACGAGGAAUAUCAGCGCGAGGCGACUCUAGAGGGCGAUAGCGAUGCCACUGUUUUAGAGCGCGCAUCUAAAGCAAUUAUCGAAGCCCGGCGCGCAUGGGAAGCCACACUUGCCCAUGGGCCAUUUAUUGAUGACCCGUCUCUGCCGGCGAAAAUGCCGAGCAUUGCCAUUGAGGAGGAUUGGAAGCGCGACGUGAAAGACACCAUGCGCGCCUGUAUUGGCAGCAGUAUUACCAUUGAGACGGUCAAAAAGGCGCUUACCGGGACAUCUAAUAACAUGAAAACACUGCAGGUGGAUGUCCCCGACGUGGGCUCCAAAAACCGGUGGCACGACUGGUGGGUGGUGCCGCAAGUUUCGGCGAAACCCGCCUGA
Molecule: messenger RNA, 2253 nt
Organism: Penicillium alfredii
Lineage: Eukaryota; Fungi; Ascomycota; Eurotiomycetes; Eurotiales; Aspergillaceae
Exons: 7
Coding region: 1-2253 (750 amino acids)
Biological process (GO): N-terminal peptidyl-methionine acetylation
Cellular component (GO): NatC complex
Source: RefSeq, a predicted model, not a curated record